This is a messenger RNA of Paramecium pentaurelia, 921 nucleotides long. The record is from the annotation of a GenBank genome assembly. Lineage: Eukaryota; Ciliophora; Oligohymenophorea; Peniculida; Parameciidae.
AUGAAAAUAUUAUUGUAAAAUGUAGAGAUUAGGAUUAAUAUUAAAAAAUAUUAUCUAAAGGAAGAUAGGAAUUAUACUUAAGAUAAUUAAGGAGGCUUGGAUUAAUUUGAAGAUUAAGCCUAAGAGUCAAAGAUGAGGGAAGAGCAAAAAAUUAUUGUAUUUUGGGCUCCACACGUAAUUAGUCCAAAUGUGCUUAAGUAUUACAUUUUAUUCAAGAUCAUGAAGAGUAUGAUGUAAAUGGAGAUAAUACUUUAAGAUAAUAAGGGGAAGAAAAUAAUUUUGACAGAGGAGCGUAGAUAUAAAAAUAGUAGAGUUUAACUUAAUAUUGGAAUAAAAUAUUUCGGUUUAGGAGUGUAAAGAAAUUUUAAAUAUCUCUAUAAUUAGUAUAAUUAAUAACAGAAUUACAUGAAUAAUGAACAUUGGAAGGAUUUAAAAUUAACAUACUACUUUUAAAGAAAGGAUCCCUCAAAGUUUUAAUAAGUCGACUUAAUCAAGAAGUAUUGUUAAGGAUUUAAUUAUGUGGUCAGUGAGACCAUGUUAUAGAAACUUACCCUAUUCAAAGAAAAUAAGGAUGUGAAAAUAAAAGAUAGAUGGAGACUGAGCCAGAAGAUAUGCUUAACUUAUUGGAUAUAGGUGAGAGUAGAAUGGAGAAACUUUAUAAAGGAAAAGACCAGUUUUUAAAAAAAUAUGGAUUAUCAAUAUUUGAUAAAGGGAAGGAUCAAAAACUUUGAAAGAAAAGAAUACAUCCAAUCCUAUAGUGUCUUUAUAAAAUUGAUGCUCAGGUUUAUGAGAGAUUGGCUAAAUUAAUUGGAAAUAUUUCUAAAACAUAUUUAAUACUAUGAUUGUCUGGAAGAUCAGAAAUUAUUUAAAUUUGCUGUAAGACUUGUUCAAAAUUUAGAUAAUAUUGUGUAAAUAUCUUGA